AUGAGCAACAUGAUGACGGAGAUCAUGGCCUUCCUGCUGACCGUAUGUGGAUGGGUCCUCUCGGCCGCUACGGUUGCUAUCGACUACUGGAAAGUGUCCUCCGUGGACGGGACGGUCAUCACAACAGCAACGUUCUGGUCAAAUCUGUGGAAGACGUGCGUGACGGACUCGACGGGCGUCUCCAACUGCAAAGACUUCCCUUCCAUGCUUGCACUAGACGGGUACAUCCAGGUGUGUCGGGGUCUGAUGAUCGCCGCUGUGUGUCUGGGCUUCUUUGGGGCCACUCUGGCCUUGGUGGGGAUGAAAUGCACCAAGAUCGGAGGAUCUGAGACAACAAAGGCCCGGAUAGCCGCUGUGGCUGGCUUCAAUUUCAUCCUGAAUGGUCUUUGUUCCUUGACUGCAUGCUCUCUCUACGCACACAGGAUAACGUCGGAAUUUUUCGAUCCCUUGUUUGUCGCCCAAAAAUUUGAGCUGGGUGCAGCGUUGUUCAUUGGCUGGGGCGCAUCAGUUCUCUGCAUACUAGGAGGCCUAAUCUUCUGCCUGUCUCUCACAGAGGGCCUCAGUCUGAGGUAA
Messenger RNA from Sardina pilchardus (European sardine), 573 nucleotides. RefSeq names its product claudin 10a (gene cldn10a). Gene Ontology annotation, biological process: cell adhesion; bicellular tight junction assembly. NCBI's taxonomy places the organism in Eukaryota, Metazoa, Chordata, Actinopteri, Clupeiformes, Clupeidae. Gene Ontology annotation, cellular component: bicellular tight junction; plasma membrane. Bases 1 to 573 code for a protein of 190 amino acids. The record is from RefSeq and is a predicted model, not a curated record. The transcript is spliced from 4 exons. Gene Ontology annotation, molecular function: structural molecule activity.